UGAAAUAGUUUUCCUUACUCUCUGUUUGUUCUGUGUUUGUUUCCUUCCAACAAACCAGAGCACUAUGAAUGAUUAUCCGUCAACCCAGAUGGAACAGCAUGUAGAUGUGCUGCUGCCAUGUGCUCUGGACUGUUUGAAAUCCUCGACAUGCGGCUGGAUUAUGCUCGAUGGGAACUCCCACCAAUGCUCUACUCAUGACACCAUGGACUACAACCAUAUACGCAAAAAAGAGGUUCAGAAUAAUGAUAGCCUGUCCAUCUACAAAAGGUUGUACACUGACAUGCAUUUUGAGAGAAACAAGAGAAGUUCUACGUAUAAACUGGUAGAUGCAACAGAAAUGGAGUUCAUGACGACGACAACAGCAUCAUGUGACAGUCCUCCCUCGUUGCCUAAUGCUGGUGUUGAGUAUGACACUCAUGUUCCGGGGUCAACUGCAAAGUACAUCUGUAACGAUGGCUUUUCGUUCUGCGGAUACAUUCAGAAAGAGGUGACGUGUUUGGGGAAUGGAUCGUGGGAACAACUAAACACUGGAUGUUCUCAAAACAAAUUCUUUGCAGUCCCUGUAGAUCUACCAUGUCCUUUAACCAAUGGAUCCAUCAUUGAAAUCAACGGAUUCCCAAAUGAUAACUCUACGUUUUUUGUCAGAUUCUAUGACGUGUCGGAAAAUAUAGUUUUUUAUAUGAUGGUGCGUUUCAAUGUUAUUGGAAAGAACAGUGUUGUUUUCAACAAUCAUGACAAGAUGGGGAAAUCAGGGUUUGAGGAGUAUGCCGACACGUUUCCUUUCAAACUGUGGAAGCAGUUCAACUUAACAAUCAUCGUGGAAAAGGAACAGUAUGCUUUGCUUGUAGACGAGAAACCUUUCAUGAAAUUCAAUCACCGCAGAGCCCCUGAAACAGUUUCUAAAAUUAACGUUGAACGUGGUGUUCAAGUUAAUUAUGUUAUAUUUUCGUUUCCUAUAUCCAUUCAAAAAGAGGAGACGUUUUUGGGGAAUGUAUCUUGGGAACCACCAAAAACUGGCUGUUCUCAAAACAAAUUCUCUACAAUUCCUGUAAAUUUACCAUGUCCUUUAAACACUGGAUCCAUAAUUGAAAUUAGCGGAUUCCCAAAUGGUGAAUCUGGGUUUGUUGUCAGUUUGUACGACGUGUUAAAAAACACUGUUUUCCAUAUGAUGGCUCGUUUCAAUCUUAAAGACGGGAACCCUGUUGUUUUCAACAAUCGCGUCAACACUGGCAGAUGGGGGUUAGAGGAGUACGCCGACACGUUUCCUUUCAAACUGUGGAAGAAGUUCAACUUGACAAUCGUCGUGCAGAAGAAGCAGUAUGUUGUGCUCGUUGACGAGAAACCUUUUACGACAUUCAAACACCGCAGCCGCCCUCAAACAGUUACCAAAAUUGACGUUUGGCGUGAUGUUAAAUUUAAUUAUGUUGAAAUUUCUUACGUCACUGGGUAG
Messenger RNA from Gigantopelta aegis, 1450 nucleotides. Its product is annotated as galectin-8-like. Gene Ontology annotation, molecular function: galactoside binding; carbohydrate binding. The record is from RefSeq and is a predicted model, not a curated record. Bases 65 to 1450 code for a protein of 461 amino acids. Lineage: Eukaryota; Metazoa; Mollusca; Gastropoda; Neomphalida; Peltospiridae. The transcript has a single exon.